This is a messenger RNA of Gossypium raimondii (Peruvian cotton), 1779 nucleotides long. RefSeq lists its product as uncharacterized. The record is from RefSeq and is a predicted model, not a curated record. The transcript has 2 exons. Bases 1 to 1779 code for a protein of 592 amino acids. Lineage: Eukaryota; Viridiplantae; Streptophyta; Magnoliopsida; Malvales; Malvaceae.
AUGGAGGGGUAUACAUCAGAAUUAUGGGACUUCACUUGUAUCAACGUAACUCAGAAUAAUCUCCAAGAGUUGAAAGAAAUUUGGGCUCAAUGGGAUGAUGAGGUCAGACAGUUGUUUUACUGCAAUUAUGGUGAUUUGCCCUACUUGCUCGACAUCAAGGUGGAUGAGCAUUUAUUUCGAGCUCUGGCCCAAUUUUGGAAUUCUGCUUAUAGCUGCUUCACCUUUGGGGAGGUAGACAAUGUGCCUACUGUGGAGGAGUAUACAGCUUUACUUCGUUGUCCGAGAAUCCAAGUAGAUAAAGUUUAUUCUAGAACUGCCAAUGCUCUCACUUUUACAAAGAAGUUAGCAAAAAUCACCGGAAUGAGCGAGCAAUGGGUCACGGCACGAACUAAACAAAAAGGAGAAAAUAAAUGUAUCCCUUGGAAAAGUUUGCGAGGUCAGAUUCUGGCACACCCUGAUACAAAGAAGAAAGUCGAUGUUUUUGCUUUGAGUAUCUAUGGGCUGGUUAUUUUCCCCAAGGCGUUAGGACACAUUGACGAAGCAGUUACAGAUUUGUUCGAUCAACUUGAUAGGAGGGUUACACCUAUCCCAGUAAUUUUGGCUGAAACGUUCAGAUGUUUGAGUGCGUGUCGGAGAACAGGUGAGGGAAGAUUCAUUGGUUGUGCACAGCUCCUGUUAGUUUGGUUCCACAAUCACUUUUGGAAGGUAGACAAGGUUUCUUACAAGGUAUUCUCUGAAAAGUAUUCUCUUUUGAAAGACUUAGUAGUGACACCAAGACGUGACGACAUUACUGGAGAAAGAUGGAUGGCGAUCCUUCAAAAUCUCCGAGAUGAGGAUGUUGAAUGGAAAGCUCCUUGGAUGGUGCCUGACGAGAUUUUGUACCGAUGUGGAGACUUCGAUUGGGUUCUUUUACUCGAAAUUUGGGGAGCUGUCAGAUAUACCCCUCUGCUCAUAUUAAGACAAUACAGAUCAAGACAGUUCAUACCAGUAACGCAAGGACUGGCCGAGUGCGAGUUUUCUUAUAGGGGUAAUAACUACAAAGGAAAGAUUCGAGAAAUAUCCAAUGCUUGGAAACAAACUCACCAGAUGAAAAGAUUCACCGUUGGGGCAAUGAUAACUCCUGAAUAUCAUGGGUGGCAGAGUAAGAGGAUUAACGACAAUAUUCCCGAGCCGAGUCGCGAAGGUAGUCAGUCGAUAGAGGAGCAUUUACUCGUCGUCCCUUCUCAACUAGAAAUUUUAAAGCAAGAUUUUGAAAGAAGAAAUGCAGAGUUGGAAAAGCAGAUAGAGCGAAUAGAGGAAGAAAAAAUGAACUUAAGGUUGGAUGCAGAUGUCCAGAAGCUCGAGGCGGAACGAUUAAGAGAAGGGAAAGCUAGGGCUGAAGAAGACCUAGAGAGUUUGAAAACAGAUUACAAGAAGUUGCGAUUAUCAAUGAGGACUGCCUGGUUCCAAGAAGUUCAAGCACAGAACGAGAUUCUAAAGAGGGGUUUAUCAGAAAAUCAAAAGGAAAAAGGGGAACUAGAGAAUAGAGUGGCUGAAUUAGAAGAAUCACUCCAUCGGCAUCGGAAUCAGAAUUCUGUGGUGGAAUUAAAGGCAAGCUUAAAUAUAAUUGAAGAAAUGAAAGAAAGAAUUGAAGAGUUAGAAGCAACAUUGCAAAAUUGCGAGAUUCGGAUCAAGUAUUUGGAAGCCAAUAAAGACCGUCAAAAGGAGCAGUUGCACUACUUUCAGAACCAAGUUAGAGAUAGAGAUCACAUUAUGGGAGAAGCCGUGGCUGAAAUUUGA